UUGAUGUGGUUGGAUUUAAUAUCAGCUUCGCUAGAAAAUGCUGUUGCAACAACUGGAGGUUUCUGCGCGGGUCGAUCAUUUGUUAUUGGACAUCAACGGCUAUCUGGGCUUGGUUAUUGCUUUUCUGCAUCAUUACCUCCUUUGUUAACAGUAGCCGCAAGUGAAGCAAUAAAUAUUAUUCAAGAAAAACCAAAUCUUCCAAAAAUUCUUCGUCAAAAGUCAAUUGCUUUACACAAAUUAAUUCUGAAUACAACUGAAGGAUUAAAAUUCGUAGUGAUUGGGGAUGAAAUAUCACCGUUGAAACAUAUUGGAUUUGAACACGAAGAUAAAGAUGUGGUUGAACAAGUAUUGAAUGACUUUGUUUCCGAGCUCCAAACAGUCGGAAUUCUUGUAUCUAGAGCACAUUACCUUUCAGACCAGGAAGCAUUUUCACAAAAGGCGACGGUUAAAGUUACUUGUCGUGUUGACGUAACCGACGAGGAAAUGGAGAAAAUUGGGGAAAAAUUUCAUUUGGUAAUGAAAAAAUUGAAUAGAGGGGAUGAUUAA
Messenger RNA from Meloidogyne enterolobii, 546 nucleotides. Lineage: Eukaryota; Metazoa; Nematoda; Chromadorea; Rhabditida; Meloidogynidae. The record is from the annotation of a GenBank genome assembly.